This is a messenger RNA of Salvia hispanica, 1703 nucleotides long. RefSeq names its product abscisic acid 8'-hydroxylase CYP707A2-like. Gene Ontology annotation, molecular function: oxidoreductase activity, acting on paired donors, with incorporation or reduction of molecular oxygen, NAD(P)H as one donor, and incorporation of one atom of oxygen; iron ion binding; heme binding. The record is from RefSeq and is a predicted model, not a curated record. Gene Ontology annotation, biological process: abscisic acid metabolic process; sterol metabolic process. NCBI's taxonomy places the organism in Eukaryota, Viridiplantae, Streptophyta, Magnoliopsida, Lamiales, Lamiaceae.
ACAACACUCACACAAACAUGGAUCCCAUCUCCCUAUUCUUCUCCCUCCUCGCCACCGCCGUCGCCGCCUUCUUCCUCCUCAAGCUCCUCCUCCCCUCCGCCCACCCCACCCUCCCCCUCCCCCCCGGCACCCUCGGCUGGCCCUACAUCGGUGAAACCUUCCAACUCUACUCCCAAAACCCCAACACCUUCUUCUCCUCCAAAAUCAAGAAGUAUGGCGCCAUAUUCAAGAGCCACAUACUGGGCUACCCCUGCGUGAUGAUCGCGAGCCCGGAGGCGACGAGGCAGGUGCUGGUGACGAAUGCUCAUCUCUUCAAGCCCACAUUCCCGGCUAGCAAAGAGAGGAUGCUGGGAAAGCAAGCCAUCUUCUUCAACACAGGCGACUACCACGCCAAGCUCAGGAAGCUCGUGCUCCGAGCCUUCACCCCCGAGGCCAUCAAGAACAUCGUCUCCGACAUCGAGUCCAUCGCCGUCGACACCCUCCGCUCAUUGGAUGGAAACCUCAUCACCACUUUCCAAGAAAUGAAAACAUAUGCGUUCAAUGUGGCAUUGCUGUCGAUUCUUGGAACGGAGGAAGCCAAGUACAGGGAGGAUCUCAAGAGGUUUUAUUACAUCAUCGAAAAAGGGUACAAUUCAAUGCCGAUCAACCUCCCGGGAACGCUCUUCCACAAGGCCAUGAAGGCAAGGAAGGAGCUGUCAAGAAUCUUGGCAAAGAUUCUGUCAGUUAGGAGGGCCACAAAGGAGCAAUACACUGAUCUCUUGGGAUCAUUCAUGGAGGAGUCCGAGGGGCUCACCGAUGAGCAGAUCGCAGACAACAUAAUCGGGGUCAUCUUCGCCGCUCGUGACACCACAGCCAGCAUCCUGACAUGGAUUUUCAAGUAUCUUGCAGAAAAUCCAAGUGUGCUGCAAGCAGUCACUGAAGAGCAAGAGGCCAUAAUCAAGGCUAAGGAGGAAAGUGGUGAGGAGAAGGUUUUGAAUUGGAAUGACACAAGGAAUAUGCCUUUGACUUCAAGGGUCAUUCAAGAAACACUCAGAGUUGCCUCAAUUUUGAACUUCACUUUCAGAGAAGCUGUGGAAGAUGUUGAAUUUAAUGGAUAUCUGAUUCCAAAAGGGUGGAAGGUGCUGCCACUUUUCAGAAACAUCCACCACAAUCCAGAAAAUUUCCCUGAGCCAGAGAAGUUUGAUCCUUCAAGAUUUGAGGCUCCUGUGAAGCCCAAUACAUUCAUCCCAUUUGGCAGUGGGGUCCACUCAUGCCCAGGGAAUGAGCUUGCCAAGCUGGAGAUCUUGGUUUUAUUACAUCAUCUCACCACAAAAUACAGGUUUUCUAUGAUGGCCCCACAGAAUGGAGUUCAGUAUGGACCCUUCCCUCUUCCCCAGAAUGGUCUGCCAAUCAAAAUAUCUCUCAAGAAAUGAGUCCAAAUGCAAAGCAUGUUUCCUGCCAAGUGGGAGACUAGUAAUAAAGAGACAUCAUCUUUUUCUGUUGCCUUUGAUCAACAAAUGGAGGCAGCCACAGUUAUAGAGAAUUGUAGAUAAAAUAUUUCAAGAAACUGAGAAAAAUAUUUAUUCACAUUUCUUCUACAGGGAUAAUAAUAAUUAUAAUAAGUAGCUAUAUAGCUAGACAAAUUCUUUGUAUUUUAGCUUUUUUGCUAUGCGAAGAAGUCCGCAAGGCAAUCAAUGAAAAUCUAUAGUCUCAGUUUUGGCAAA